Coprinopsis cinerea okayama7#130 is the source of this 255-nucleotide messenger RNA. RefSeq lists its product as hypothetical. The coding region runs from base 1 to 255 and encodes 84 amino acids. NCBI's taxonomy places the organism in Eukaryota, Fungi, Basidiomycota, Agaricomycetes, Agaricales, Psathyrellaceae. The record is from RefSeq and is a predicted model, not a curated record. The transcript has 2 exons.
AUGUGCCCUCUCGUCGAGCAGCAAGGAGAAAUCAUCGACAGCAUUGAAACUCAAGUCGACAAGGUUCAAGCCGACACCCGGGCUGGGUACGAACAAACCAAGCUUGCUUCCAAAUGGGCAGCGGCCGCCCGCAAGAAGCGGUGGAUAUGCUUUUUUAUCAUUGCCAUUGCGGUUCUUGCUAUCGUCGGCGGUGUUGUCGGGGGCAUUGUGGGCAGGCGAACUAAGUUUCCGUUAUUCCAGUUUCGAGUCCUUUGA